This is a messenger RNA of Siniperca chuatsi (mandarin fish), 3714 nucleotides long. RefSeq names its product SANT and BTB domain regulator of CSR (gene sanbr). Bases 824 to 2953 code for a protein of 709 amino acids. The transcript is spliced from 21 exons. Lineage: Eukaryota; Metazoa; Chordata; Actinopteri; Centrarchiformes; Sinipercidae. The record is from RefSeq and is a predicted model, not a curated record.
UCUCUAAGCAACAAGGCGCCUAUACAAAGCUUAACCUGCUGCAGUGCGACAACGGGGACGAGUCAGCGUUGCAGAUACCGACGGAACAAGCCAAAAAGCGUUUAACGUUACUUGUCUAAAUUAUUUUAGGACUUGACCGCUGAGUUUGUAUUGUGACCGAGCAGCCCGUCGAUAACAUUUCCCCCGUGCUACUGGUCUUAAACGUAUACAAACAUCUAUGCUGAGUAGCCACCUAGCUGCCUGAUGGACGUGCUAGUUAGCUGAUUGAAGCUAAUGGUGUGUUCAAUACUAUCGGAAAUAUAGGUUUGCAUGCAAUUGAGUUUGAAGAUUCAUUCUUGACCUUGUACAUAGUACUUGGACAAAAGAUUCUUAACCGUAACGCAUGGUCAUACUCGUACUUUUUUUCUUAAAUGGCUUACAGAAUUGAUCGCAUAGCUGCCCACUUCGAUAAAGAGAGCAAAAUUGUUUAUGUGGGUGUAUACAUUACAAUUUAUCCUGACAUUGCAACAUAAAGUAACUCGCCUACUUUGAAGAAAAUAGCAGCACCCACCAACAACUCAAGAAUACCACACGACUGAGCGACUGACACCGUCACUGGUGGUCGUGACGCGUCGUGUGGCGCUUGUGAGUAAGGGUUUACCAUGAGUACCUGAAGGCAGCAGAUCCUGUCCCGCAAAGUUAGCUAGCAUUAGCAAUGGCUGCAGGUAGCCGGUAGGAGAAGACCGCAGCAUCAGCACCAUCCAUACACAAUGACAUAAAACAGGCACCAGCUUAGUUUACUGUACGAGACGACGGGGAGGAAUAUUUCGGACUCCAGAUAAAGAUGAGCCGCUUCUGCUCAGACAACAACAACUUCCCCUAUGACAACAACGUCCUGGUUUUGGACAUGGUGCUGGGCUCUUUGUGGGGAGUGCCCCAGCCCAUAAACUGGGACAAUGUAGCCAAGCUAGUUCCAGGAUUCACUCCCAAGGAGUGUGCCCGUCGAUUUGAGGAGCUGAAGAGCACGGGGGGUUUUCCUCAUGUGGACAACCAAUGUAAUGCCUUGACAGAAGGCAGCACCUCCCCUUCAGACGGCCUGUCCACGCUGCUGGACACUGGGGAGGUGGCGGAGACAGGAAGCAGCCAGAGCAGCAGCAAAAAUACAGCAGGGUCCAAAUCCACAGGAAUCUCCGGAAGGGUCGGUGCUGUGGAGAAGAAAGAGAAAAGAGUCUCAUCAGAGGAGGAUGACAAACCUCAGAAGCCACGAGAUCCCAACAUGGUCAUCCAUGUGUGUGAUGAGACCAAGAACCUGAAGCAGGACUUCACGUGUCCCAGAGAUCUUCUCGUUAAAGAGAUGCGUUACUUCGCUGAGUACUUGUCUGUGGACUCCCAGAGGUGGGAGGAGGUGGACAUCUCCGUUCACUGUGACGUGCAGAUCUUUGACUGGCUCAUGAACUACGUCAGGAGGAACUCUGCAGGGGAGGGAAACAAGGACAAACCCCGGCUUGAGCCCAGCAAUGUGAUCUCAAUCCUGAUCUCCUCCGAGUUCUUGAAGAUGGAUACGUUAGUGGAGGAGUGCAUCCAGUACUGCCACAAACACAUGAGUGCCAUCGUGGCUACACCCUGCAACAUGAACUGCAUCAACAGCAACCUGGCAACACACAUCGCCGAACUCUUCAACCACAAUGAGGCCGACGACAUCCGGGACAAAAAAGACAAGUUCAAAAGCAAAUUGUUUCAGAAGAAAAUCGAGCGUCUCUUCGAUGCCAGCUACCAGAGCAGAGAUUCACCAGGAAACGCCUCGACUCUCUACAGGUGUGGGCUGUGCCUUAAACUGCUGACCAAAGACACAGAGAGGAAGAUUUCAUGUGUUCCAGGGAAAAUCAACAUUGACGCUCGCGGUGAAAUCAUCUAUACACACACUAGACAGAAGAGCUGGGAUGUGCAUGAAUACAUCACCAGUCUGUACGAGGAGCUCAAGUCCUGGGUCUUGGUCUACUGGAGAAUCUGGGGUACCAUCAACUACCUCACCUGCUCCCGAUGCCAACAGGUGUUUGUGUGUGCAGAGCUGACCCAUUGCAAGUACCACCCAGACUGUGUGCUGUACCCUGGCAUGGGUACAGAGAAAGGCUGGCAUGGUGCAGGAAUCUACCCCUGCUGCAACCAGAGGGUUCUACGCUUUGACCCCACUGGUAUGCCCAAGGGCUGUAAGAUGCGAGACCACAUAGUGAAUGUACCUGACGAGGAGAGCUGUGACGAGGUGACCUCAGCCCAGACCAGAGUCCUUAAUGACCUGCUGCUGCACAGAGACGCAGUGUGUUUGUCUAACACACCACCUGCAGAGGGUACUGAGGAGAGUCCAUCCAGUGCAGAGAAGGUCCAGGACUGUGACGUUCUCUUGGAGCCAACACUGCUCGGACCUCUGAAAGGAGAUGGCAGCACUUUUUCCCUUUUGAAAAACUGGAGUCUGCAACUGAGGCAGCAGUCUCUCCUGUCAGAGGAUGAGGAGUACACCACGGGGUCAGAGGUCACUGAAGAUGAGGUGGGGGACGAAGAGGAGCUGUCCAAGAAACAAGCUGCUAAGAAGGCCAAGAAGACCCACAGACCUCUGAAAAAACAAAUGUCCUCUCCAAACUUCCAACGCAAAGACAAACCAGAGAAAUCACAGUCCAGGGACAACACACCUUUCACAGUGAGUGUCCAGAAAAGUAAGUGGGACAGUUCUCGUUCCAUGCGAUACAACCAGGACGCUCAGAGGGAAGAAGACCAGCGCCGCAUGGUGGAGAUCAUCAGCCACCUGACUAAGAUGAGGUUUGGAGAUCAGGAACAGAGCAAAUCUAAAGAUACUAAAGAGCCUACAGGGGGAAUCUACUCCAGACUGGAAGCGCAAUUUAAGGGUGCCUCUCAAGCCAGACAGAGUUCAGAGAAGACACCCAGAUCGAAAAUACGCUACGCUCAAAUCCGAACAACAUAAAGGACUCGAUGGGGAAAAGGCCACCGUUUAAGAGAUGAGCAUGAAAACUGAUGAAGAGCUUAUGAAGAGUCAAGAGAACUAAGAGGAAGAGGCGAGAGCCUUCUGUGAGGGCUCAGUACAACAAAAUAACUUCCUGCUGGCAGCCCCUCUAGCAUGGCCACCACUUAUAACCCAGCUGUGGACUCUCUCCUCACCCUCACCCCUCGUCAGUCCUGUUCUCUCCCUCGUUGCUUAACUCAGGUGACUAUGUAUGAAUCACCAUCAACUGCAUCCUCUGUCACUCAGCUAGCUAUUUAUUUGUGCAGCUGCGCUCAGUCCUUGAAAAACAAGGAGAACUCUGGAUCUGGAUCCUCUCAGUGUGUCUUUAGAGCUAGACAAGUUGGGAAUUCCUACAGAGGACAACAUGAGAAAUGUUAAUAGUUUAUUCUUUUCCGACCGUCAUCUUACCUGAGGAUCUGAAUUAUUGGGAUCCAGUAAACUUCACACUUACCGCAUUAAAAAAAACUAGUUUCAGAGAGAAAUAUGUUAUGCUAAAGGUCAGAUAGGGAAUGAAAAGUUUACUGCUUCAAUCACAGUACAUCAGUACAUUAAAUUAACUCUGUAUUAUCAUUUGUUUUCUUCUGUGGUGAAGCUCAGCCAUCUGGGUGAGACAAAUGUUUCCCCCAGUUCUGGUAGACAUAUAGUUCUAGUCAUUCCUAUCUGUAUUGGAAUGAGACAGUACUGUACAACACUGGGACCAAUAAAACAUGAAUGACACUUAA